AUCAAAUCCAAAGCAUACUACCCUUUCUUCAACCUUACACACAAAACCCCCCAUUCAAUCAUCAUGAGAUUCGCCGUUUUAAUGCUGGGCAUUUUCGUUGCGACGACCCAAUCACGCCGUUCGCAGGUAAUCGAGACCUCAUGAUCUCCGUCUAUUACCCAUCGCAGCCAUCACGCAUAUCAACUCUAGCACCCGCAUACGACAGCGCGUACGCAAAGUGUCUAACCGCCUCCCUCGGUAUACCACCCGGACUCAUCGAGACCGUAAUCUCAAACGCCUAUGGCGGCGCAAAAAUCAGCGACGGGGUGGGAGAAAGAGGGAAGAAAGUGAAGGAAGUACUUCUGUUUAGUGGUGGCUAUGGGCAAAGUAGAGAGGACUACGGAGCCACAAUCGCGAGACUCGUUAGCCGAGGAUAUGUGAUAGUAUCCGUAGACCACCCCUUCGACUCAAACUUCGUCGCUUAUCCAGAUGGUCACAACGCCACACUCGUUUCCUCUCAGCCAGUGGAUCCCAUCGCAGCAGCGGACUCAGCAAUCGACAUACGAGUCAAAGACCUCCAAGCCGUGACUGCAGCUCUACGCGAUAAACACUUCGUGAAGCAAAUCCCAGGCACGGACAACAAACUCGAUAAGCCCUCCAGAAUAUUUGGGCAUUCAUUCGGUGGAGCCGCCGCAGCAUCCCUCAUGUCCCAAAACAAGGAACUAAAAUGCGGCAUCAACCUCGAUGGAACAUUCUGGGGGAACGUCCCCGUCAUCUCUGCGUCGCUCUCCCCGCGUCCCUUCCUCACCUUGGCGAGCGAUGGCCACAAUGCUGUCACCGAUCCCUCAUGGGCACUCUUCCGCGCAAGUGGAGGGAGGAAAGCAAGACAGGGG
This is a messenger RNA of Hymenoscyphus albidus, 872 nucleotides long. NCBI's taxonomy places the organism in Eukaryota, Fungi, Ascomycota, Leotiomycetes, Helotiales, Helotiaceae. The record is from the annotation of a GenBank genome assembly.